Messenger RNA from Brienomyrus brachyistius, 2483 nucleotides. It is a transcript of the gene glb1l, whose product is annotated as galactosidase, beta 1-like. The transcript has 16 exons. Bases 236 to 2146 code for a protein of 636 amino acids. NCBI's taxonomy places the organism in Eukaryota, Metazoa, Chordata, Actinopteri, Osteoglossiformes, Mormyridae. Gene Ontology annotation, molecular function: beta-galactosidase activity. Gene Ontology annotation, cellular component: vacuole. The record is from RefSeq and is a predicted model, not a curated record. Gene Ontology annotation, biological process: carbohydrate metabolic process.
GCAGCUGCGGAAUCCGGAGUCCUACAACAAAUACUGGGCGUGUUUGUCAUUUUUAUCCCGUGUGUUACUUUAUGCGAGUUUGCAUAAAUCAAGUCAGGUCUCAUAAGUAUAGCAACGUAUUUUGGAAAUGUGUGGUUAGCGUAGAAAAAUGUUGUUGCUAAAUAUAUGAGUUUGCAAAUGUAGAUCUCACAAAUACAGCAACGAAAGUAGUUUAGCGUAGAAUAUAAACUAAUACAUGAUGAAAAUAAGGUUGUAUUUCGUGACCAAUUUGAUUUGUGCUUGUUUGGUAAUGUAUCAAAAUGCGGCGUUUGAGUCCCGCACGUUCUCUAUAGACUACAAGAAUGACUGUUUUUUGAAAGACGGGAGGCCCUUCCAGUAUAUCUCUGGCAGCAUCCACUAUUUUCGCAUUCCGCGUUUCUACUGGAAAGACCGGCUGCUGAAGAUGUAUAUGACAGGACUCAAUGCAGUCCAGAUAUAUGUACCCUGGAACUUUCACGAGGCCAUGCCGGGCGUGUACAACUUCUCAGGGGAUCGGGACCUCGAGCACUUCCUGGACCUGGCCAAUCAGACGGGUCUGUAUGUGAUCCUGCGCCCUGGACCCUACAUCUGUGCAGAGUGGGAAAUGGGUGGUUUACCGGCCUGGCUCCUGCAAAAUCCCAAUAUCGUGCUGCGCUCUACGGACCCAGACUAUUUGCAGGCCGUGGACAGCUGGAUGGCUGUACUCUUACCCAAGGUGAGGCCGUGGCUGUACAGCAAGGGAGGGAACAUCCUCAGCGUUCAGGUGGAGAAUGAGUACGGCAGUUACUUUACCUGUGACUACAACUACCUGCGGCACCUGCACAACCUCUUCCGGGUCUUCCUUGGGGAAGACACGGUCCUGUUCACUACCGAUGGGAACACGGACAAGGAAAUGGCUUGUGGAACGCUGCAGGGUCUGUACGCCACCAUCGACUUCGGAACAGACACCAAUGCCAGUGCCGCCUUUGACCGCCAGCGCAGGUUUGAGCCACAGGGUCCAUUGGUAAACUCCGAGUUCUAUGCUGGCUGGUUAGACCACUGGGGUGACCAGCAUGCCCAGGUUGACACCAACAAAGUUGCCGGAAUGCUGGAGGAGAUGCUGUCUAUGGGUGCCAACGUCAAUAUGUACAUGUUUGAAGGUGGAACAAACUUUGGCUACUGGAAUGGAGCCGAUCACGAUACAAGAUACCGGCCAGUGGUCACCAGCUACGACUAUGACGCUCCUCUCUCAGAGGCAGGGGACCCCACCGACAAGCUACUGGCCAUCAAGGAAAUCAUAAAGAGGUUCCGAGCAGUACCAGAGGGUCCCAUGCCGCCACCCACACCAAAGUUUGCCUAUGGCUUUGUCACCUUAAAAAAGGUGGGCAGGAUGAGCAGCCUGCUGGACACCAUCUCACCCCAGGGUCCUAUCUUGUCUCCAAAUCUGAAGACAUUUGAGGAGAUAAAGCAGUAUUAUGGCUACAUGCUGUAUCGCACCAAGUUGCCCAAAAUGCUGUAUGAUAAAACCCCCCUCAUCUCCCCUCUGAAUGGAGUCCAUGACCGGGCGUACGUCUCCGUCAAUGGGGUGUACCAGGGCCUCCUGGAGCGAGAUACUACAUUGGCUGUCAAUGUAACAGGGAAGCAGGGGGACCAGCUGGACAUUGUGGUGGAGAACAUGGGUCGGGUCAACUUUGGCAGCAAGAUCAAUGACUACAAGGGCUUGGUGAGCAAUCUCUUCCUCGGCAGUGAUGUGCUCACUGAUUGGCAGAUAUAUUCCCUGGACAUUGAUGAAGUCAUAGCAAGUGGGUGGCCACAUUUAGGGGGACCGGACCUCAGUCUUGAGCCAGAGAGUGAAGCUUUUGAAGGGCCAGUUUUCUAUAUGGGGACCUUGGAGCCAAAGGGUUUGGCCUGGGAUACUUUUCUUAAGCUCAGAGGAUGGACCAAGGGCCACGUCUGGAUCAAUGGAGUGAAUUUGGGCAGAUACUGGCCUCAGAGAGGCCCACAGCAAACUCUCUUUGUUCCUGGGCCCUUGCUCAGUGGCUCACAGCCAAACAACAUCACCGUUUUGGAGCUGGAGCAAGCGUCAGCUGACACCAGAGUCCUGUUCAUGGAUCGGGCCCAGCUGAACACUGCCACAGGGGGAUCGUGAUGGCCGUGCAGUCAUGCCAAGCUUCGUGGAAUGUCUUGCCAUAUCAUUAGAUGUAAUCUGAUUACUUGAAUGUGUAACUUUUGCACUCAGGUCUGACAUUGUCUGUGCCUCAAAGAGCCUUAUAUUACUGAGUAUAUUUUCUUGUCUUGUAUAAAUAUCCCAGUAUCAUACCUGCAGAAACGAUAUAAAUUGUAUUGAUUGCAGUUGUUUCUUGGCUGAACUGUUGCUCUAAUACAGAGUGUGUCGUGCUUACAGUGUUUCUGCUGAAGUUAGUGAUUGAAGAUUAAUAAAUUAAUCAUCUUCGUGCUUGGAAAUAAAUUUAUUUUGAACAUUUUAA